AAGACCCAUAGGUUCAUAGUGACAACAGAAAAACCCUCGACUUCACUGGGAAAAUAACGCCGCCGUUCACUCUCUCAGCCUGCCUCCCCCGGUCGGUGGUCCGAACGAAUCGAGUUGCAGGCAAAAUAGUAUCUUUAUUCGAUUCGAUUAUGUAAUAAUGGACGCUACAGAGAAACGUACGAAUAAAAAGGAGAGAGCCAAGGAGCGUAGAGAGAAACGUCACCAAGAGAUCUCUCGCCUCCGUACAGUUCCUUAUUCAGACCACGACAGGUGGUGGUCUGCAGACACAAUAGCGGUGGUGACCGGAGCCAAUCGAGGAAUUGGAUUUGAGAUCGCACGACAGCUUGCAUUCCAUGGAUUGACAGUCGUUCUUACUUCAAGAGACACUACUACUGGGGAAGAAGCAACCAAAACCCUACAGGAAGAAGGAUUGAAAGUCGUCUUCCAUCAACUCGAUAUUUUAAACCAUGAAUCCAUUGAUUCCUUUUGUGCUUGGGUAAAUGAAAAGUAUGGUGGUAUAGACAUUCUGGUAAACAAUGCAGGAGUAAGUCAUAAUACCGGAUCUGAUAAUUCCGUUGAGUUUGCUGAAAAGGUAAUCAACACAAACUAUGUCGGAACCAAAAACAUGAUUAAAGCUUCGCUUCCAUUGAUGAAACCUUCAGCUGAAGGUGCUCGGAUUGUUAAUGUGAGCUCGCGAUUGGGAAGACUUAAUGGCAGAAGAAAUAGGAUCGGGGAUGUUGGAUUGAGAGAGAAAUUAGAAGAUGUGGAGUUGUUAUCAGAAGAUCUGAUUGAUGAGACUAUGAACAAGUUCUUGGAAGAAGUGAAAGAUGGGAGUUGGAUCUCUGGAGGAUGGCCUCAAAACAAUACUGAUUAUUCAUUGUCGAAGCUUGCAGUGAAUGGUUACACUAGGGUUAUGGGUAGGAUAUUGUCUGAAAGAGAUGAUGGUGAGAAGAUAUAUAUCAGCUGCUGCUGCCCAGGGUGGGUGAAAACUGCCAUGACUGGAUGGGCAGGUCAGACUUCACCUGAGGAAGGAGCUGAUACUGCUGUAUGGCUUGCUUUGAUUAGGGACCAGUCUGUUAAUGGCAAAUUCUUUGCAGAGAGACGUGAGAUUAAUUUCUAA
This is a messenger RNA of Lactuca virosa, 1120 nucleotides long. The record is from the annotation of a GenBank genome assembly. Lineage: Eukaryota; Viridiplantae; Streptophyta; Magnoliopsida; Asterales; Asteraceae.